AUGAGCUUAAAAAGGAGUAACACCCGGUUUGGGUUUCUUAGAGCCACCCCUGACUGUGCCGACGAAAACAGGUCGAAUGGCACGGCUUCCCCUCCUGCAUCAUCCGACAAUGAUCCCCCACCAAACAAGCUGAGGAAGAGGAUACAAGAAGAUGAAUCAUCACAAAAGAGUCGUCGGCGCUCAGGGGAGAGCGGUCGGGGUAGAAGCAGAUUCCGUGCUCCAGAAGCAAUUCAGUCCCAGGAUUCAUCACCCUGGGAGCGCCUCCAAAUGCGAUUUAACCUGACCUUACAUAAAUCAGUUAUCAUUGCUACUCAAAAGGAUGGCCUCUUUGUUGCUGUUAGAAAAUUCUCUGAUGAUCCAGAUAUAGAGAAGAAACGAGACAUGCUGAGUCGAAUUCGAAAUGAGAAUUUUCUGAAGUUUUUAGAAAGCUUCAGCUUUGAAGGAUCUCAAUAUGCCGUCUUUGAGCAUGAACUCAACAGAGGCGAGAAGCUGCCUAUAUGUCUCAGCCACUAUGCCACACUUGUAACCUAUCCUACCGAGUCACAGCUUGCUGUGAUACUUCGACAGAUCCUUAGCGGUCUCGAAUACCUUGCAUCAAAAGGUUUAGAGCAUGGCGAAGUUACAUGCAAGAACAUCCUUAUAAGUACUGAGGGAUCUAUAAGAAUAGCGGGCCAAGAGUGCUGCCGCAGACUCGUGUCAAAUCGCGACUCUAUUAAGGAUAUUAGAGGAGUUGGUUAUGUGACAAUGGAGCUUAUGAGUAAAGUCGCUGUAUAUACUGGACCUAUGAAUACUCGCGACCCCAUCCUUUGGCCACUAGACAAUGAUGCCUCAAAGUUUGUUCAAAGUGCGGAAUCUGCGCAUUCGAUCGAUGAAUUAAGACAGCCACUAUUGAACCGCAAGACAACAAAGGCGGAUAGUGACGAUAUAAAGGCUGAUGUAUACAUGGCUGAAUUUUCAGUCUUCAGAGGACAUAAAAUUUGCAAAUAG
Messenger RNA from Pseudogymnoascus destructans, 987 nucleotides. RefSeq lists its product as uncharacterized. The transcript has 4 exons. Gene Ontology annotation, molecular function: protein serine/threonine kinase activity; ATP binding. NCBI's taxonomy places the organism in Eukaryota, Fungi, Ascomycota, Leotiomycetes, Thelebolales, Thelebolaceae. Bases 1 to 987 code for a protein of 328 amino acids. Gene Ontology annotation, biological process: protein phosphorylation. The record is from RefSeq and is a predicted model, not a curated record. Gene Ontology annotation, cellular component: cytoplasm.